This is a messenger RNA of Bacillus rossius redtenbacheri, 7051 nucleotides long. Its product is annotated as zinc finger MYM-type protein 1-like. The record is from RefSeq and is a predicted model, not a curated record. Lineage: Eukaryota; Metazoa; Arthropoda; Insecta; Phasmatodea; Bacillidae. Bases 5038 to 5955 code for a protein of 305 amino acids. The transcript has 2 exons.
UUUAUAGUGAAAUAAGGAAUGGAUAAGUGCACGAAAAAGACUUCAUUUGUGUGGAAUUUUUUCACGGAAAAUAAUGAGUUUGCUAAUUGUAAUUUGAGUAAACAAAAACUGAGUUAUAAAUCAUCGACUAAUCUGAAGAAACAUUUGAAACGUAAACAUUGAUAUAGUAUUAUAGUAUGCUCACUAAUGUACCUAUCUGUUUUUUUAUUUUUUAUUUUUGAUAAAAUCGUGCAUUUUUAAUGUAUAAAAACACUAGUUACUAAUUGUUUUCGAAAAAAGAAAGUCCAUAUGUUGAUUACAUCUUUUAUUAGUGUCAACUGAGAAUUUAUUUGCAUUUUCAUAGCUGUUAGGUGCACAAAUAUAAAUAUUAUAUCUUGUAUUAAUGUACGGUACUUUUUAAUAUUAAAUUUUCAUUAGUUUUAUUAUUGAACGAGACGGUGCACGCACUGCGCACUGAGUGUACUUUUAAGUAGGACAAUAAACAAAACGACUUGUAACCAGGGCUGCCACUCUGAUAUUCAUGAAAAACCUAGAUAACCUACAAAAAACCCCAGACACAUGGGUAAAAAACCCAGAUGCGUCUAAAAUGCUAUCGUUGAAAAUGUUUGCGUACUAAUUCAAAAAUAUAAACAUAACUGGUUUUAAUAUAAAACAAUUAAUUACCUUACAAGACUGAAAACGGUUAAAUACAACCAAUACAAGAAAAUUACACUGCAGCAAAAUGGCUGUAUAAGUAAUUCUUGGACCAGCACAUAUCAUAAAAAAACCUACAAAUAUAUACAUGACAAAACAAACACCAUCACUGCAUUCUUUAAACCGGUAAUUGUUUUUAUAAAACUGCAUCAUGUAGGCUACGUUAGUCUUUAUUCAGAGUCUGAUUCUACAAGAUUGGUUUGAAGGUUAAUUGUUGCAUUGGUUUUGUGUUCUGCAAGCCUCUUUGAAGAAUGUGUCUAAUUUAAUAUUCGACUUAGCUUCUUGAAAACUAGUUUUGUGUUUAUAUGUAUUUUUGUGUGUGAAACACAUAGACUUGUUUGCAUUUAUCAAACAGAUAUUGCAACAGAUACAGUAGCUACUACCUUUAUUAUUGUUUUAGGUAAAAAAAAUAAUUAAAAUUAUAAAAAAACCUAGAUUUGUUGGAAUUCAUUCUUUAAAAACCCAGAAACCCAAACACCAUUGGAAAAGAUCUGGGUGGAAAAACCCAUGAGUGGCAGCCCUGCUUGUAACAAUAUCGCUUUGCGCCUCUCCUUCAAGGCUUUAAAGGCCCUGUCACACUGUCAAAUAUAUUGUAUCCAAUAAAUUGGACAACAAAAUUUGAAGGGUGAUAAUGGAUGAAAUACGUCUUCAAAUAUAUUGUAUUCAAUAUUAUUUGACGAGCAAUGUAAAAUAUAUUUGAAGUCAUUUCACACUAUCAAUUUUCUUUGAGUGAGCUCGUUUUACCAAACAUUCUGUAGAGAACGGUAAAUGACAGUAUUUAGAAUCAAAAACAAAUUUUGGGUCAAGGAACACUGGCUUUUUUAAGUAGGUUAUAUUCCAAUUUAGGUAUAUUGUGAUCAUACACAGUUUAAAAUUUACGUUUUCCAGUUGUUUGCAAUGCCUGCAUUAAGAGCAUCAAAGUGUUUCAAAAGCUGUAGCUGUAAUUGCAUUUGUAGCAAGUCUCAGUAAACUAGAAGAGAAAUCUAAGAAAAGGAAACGCAGAUGGUGGACGAGACAGUGGAUACUUUCCCGGCAAACAAAUGGUGUUUUACCCCUUUUUGUCAUGAACUUCGAUACGAAGAUGCCGAUUCAUUUCCGAACUAUGUAAUAAUGGAUUCUGAAAGUUUUGAUCUUCUUCAUUCAAUUGUGGAGUCUCGCAUUGCAAAGAAGGAUACUCAUUUGUGCCAGUCUAUACCAUCAAAGCAGAGGCUGGCAGUUCAUUAAGAUUUUUGGCGACAGGGGAAUCAUUUAAGUUCUCUACAAGUAUUCCACACAACACCAUCUCAAAAUUUUUACCUGAAAUUUGUAGUGCAAUUUAUAGUGCUCUUCAAAAACUAUAUUUAAAGGUAUGUUUUGUAAGGAUAAAACAUAUAAUUAAAUGUAAAUCUGCAAGUAGGCAUAUCCCUUCUCAUUCCCGCUUAUUUUCUCACCCAACUAGCUGCUGUUGUAUGGACACUUUCACUUGUAUUUCAUCAAAAUUGUUCCUAUACUUUAAAGUGAAUGUGUUAAUUUUUGCUGUGUUUAGAAAUUGGCAAUUUUGUUUUAUUUUGAAUUAAGUGUAUUUACUGUUACAAACCUCAACCUGAUGAGCCUUUAAGCUAACUUCACCUCAGUCACAUUAUCUUUUUAAAAUAAUUUUUUAACGAGAUAUUAGACCAGGUAUGCUUGUUUCGUACAGCCUGGGAAGUAUAGGCUUACUGACAAGGAUCUGCUACACAAAUAUUUACAUUCACGAAAAAUGGUAUUACUUUCAAAACUUAAAUAAUAAUAAUUGGACACGUAGGCAGAAUUUUAAUAUUUCUAGGCCUUUCUUGCAAAUCACCAGAGCUACUUGCUUACUCAGAGAUGCUGCUUUAACAUAAGUCAGUACCAUCUAUUGUAAGGAAAUUAUGAGUCUAUAUUCCAGAAAAUUCCUGACAAUACUUACAGAGUAGCAGCUAUUGUGAAAUAAGGAGAACAAUGACUUAUAAGAAAGAUGGAUUGGGUAAGCCAAAAUAAUUUUAGUUACAUUAAGUCUCUGAAUUGAGAUAUUUUAAAAUUUAUUUUAGGUGUUAUUAAUUUGGAUUUGUAGGUAAAAGUUCCGAAAUGCAUAUCCUAGUUUUGAUACCUCAUUCCUGAUGGCACAUUUUGUACGCAAUGCUUGCUGUUUUAAUUUAGUGUAUCAACAAUACCUGAACAUAAGCAAAACUGGUAUAGCAGUCAAAUAAUGAUCGUAAGUUGAAUAGAUGUUUUCUGGUUUAAGGACCAUAAUAUUCCAAAACUACAGUAACUUCUUUUAGUAAAAUAUAUUAACCUGCACUUCCGUAGAUACAGAUUCAAUUGGAGGAAAAUAUACAAUAACAAUUACAUAUUCCAGCAGGAAAUAAAAUAGUAUUAAUUCAAUUACUGCAUUUAUUUCCCAUUCGCCAUUGCUGAUAUUUAAACUAUUACACUUCGGAAACGGAAACAAAAGCGGCCGCUUUAUUUUAGAAUACUCUGAUUGGCUGAUCCCAUCCAACAUCCAACAUAUUUUAGAACCAGUCCUAUACGUAAAAUAUUUGAAGGAAACUCUAGACAUUCAAUCUCUCAAAUAAACAUGGCUGCGAUAGUGACGUUUAACGUGACGUCACAACCCUCAAAGAUAUUGUAUCCAACAUAUUGGAAGGUGUUGGAAGCUAAAAUUUGACAGUGUGACAGGGCCUUAACGCCUUCACCUGCGCUUCCUCCCCUGCAUUCUUUCCCUUCUUUAUCCCUUAUUCGUCGUUCCUGCUCCCUCCCCUUUCACAAGCUCCGCCCAAGUGACCGUCAUCUGCGAUCGGGUACUGAGCUCAUUGGCCGUGGUGUUGUUCCAGGUGAAUUCUGAACUGAUACUAAAGUCUCUGAUACUUUUCAAGUGUACUCGUUUGCCGUUCCUGAUACAGGCUCGUAUCAGUGACAAAGUAUUAGGUUGAUACUUUUCGACCCACCUCUAGCUGUAGCACACAUGCUACACACUGAUCUUUGUUUGUUUUAGUGCAUCGUGAAGUACCGUUACGCAAUCACGCUUUACUCGUAUGUUUGUUUCGCGAGAGUUUCGGAUACGGAACGAAAGUCAUUUUGAUUGUGUUUCGAUCUUUUAAAUACUGUUGAAUCUUCUAAAACUAAACAUUUAGAACUUUACCCAAUCUUUGAACUAGUUUUUGAAAAUGUAAAGAGUCAAAGAAAGCGGUGCGGAAUUCCGCAAAAAAAAAGGCUAAGAAAGAAGCAGAUGCGAAGAAGUCUCAAGGUGCAUUACUGAAAUAUUUUAGUUCCAGUUCUGGUUCGAAAGCCACGUUAACGUCUUCGGUGGCAUCGUGCAGCAGCGGAAGUGAUUCCAGUGUACAAGAAGAAGACGUACCUGCCGUCGCAGUUGGAAGUAGUUCUGGUCCCACCACAGAGCAGGGUCAAGACGAAGUCGACUCAUCAAAAGUACCUCAAGCAUCUAGUCAUUAGCCUGCAGAAAAAGUGAAUGUUGCCAAAGAAGACAUAAUUGAAAUCGUGCCUUCUGCUCCUGCCGAAAUAAAAGAUGUGAAUCUCGACAAUGUAGGUUGCUGGCCUUCUCCUAUGACCGACGAAGUAAGAACGCUUCUAGUACGUCGCGGAUCUGACUCAGUACAGCACAUCGAUUCCAAAUUUGCCGAUGUUGUUCGCUCAGGGACUUCAACGAAAGGCGGUACCCGAAAACUAACCAAAGAGUGGUUCUACAAACCAUUAUCUAAAGGCGAAAAGGUUCUCCGAACAUGGAUGGCGUACUCGCCUUUGAAGCAAUCCUUGUAUUGUUUUUCGUGCAAGCUGUUUGGCAAUUACGGCUCUAACUUCGCAUCUGAAGAAGGAUUCAACAAAUGGUGGAAGCUAAAUCCAAGAAUAGGAGACCAUGAAAAUAGCCUGGAACAUGAACAGAGCUUCUUGAAAUGGAAGGAGUUGGAAGUUCGCCUGAACUGUAAAGCAACCAUCGAUCAGAAACAACAAGAAGUUUUCUAAAGUGAGGAAAAGAAGUGGAGGGAUGUACUGUACAGGUUGCUGAAUAUUAUCCAGUUCUUAGCCAAACAGAAUCUGGCCUUCAGAGGACAUCGAGAAGACAUUCGAGGAGAUGAUAGUGGCAAUCGCGGGAACUUUCUGGAGUUAGUGCACCUCCUAGCUAAAUACGACCCUCUUCUAAUGGAACAACUGACAAAGAUAUAGCUGGGAGCAAGAGUCUCAGUUUCGUAUCUAUCUCCAGAAACCCAUAAUGAAUUUAUAAACUUACUGGGACAGCAAUUUCGAUCCACCAUCAUCCGUCGUAUUCAAGAAGCUAAAUAUUAUUGCGUAAUCUUCGACAGUACACCAGACAUCUCCCACAAUGACCAAAUGAGCCAAGUUCUGCGAUACGUACAUAUCGAAGGAGAAAAAGUCGCCGUGGUAGAACCUUUCAUUGACUUCUUCGAACCAAAAGGAAAAAAUGCAGAAGAUCUCAGCAACGAUAUAAUCGCGAAGAUAACAUCAGACGGACUGGACAUACAGAAUCUGAGAGGACAGGCUUAUGACAAUGCUGCCACAAUGUCAGGGAUCCACAAUGGAGUUCAAGCCCGGAUUAAAGCACUGAAUCCGAAAGCUAUAUUCGUUGCAUGCUCAAACCACUCACUAAACUUGGCUGGGGUACACACUGCUUCUGAAUCAGUGGAUUCCGUGACGUUUUUUGGAACUCUGGAGAAGCUGUUUGCCUUCUUUUCCGCAUCAACUGUUCGAUGGAACGCUUUGGUUGCCGUCACAGGUCAAGCAGUAAAACGAGUCACUGAAACGCGCUGGAGCGCUAGACAUGUAGCUGUCAAGAUGCUUAAAAAUAAGUUUGAGGUAGUUCUUGAGGUACUGGAACAAUUAACAGAUUCAUCUCAAACUUCCGAAACAAGAUCGGGAGCCAGUCUUCUCCUGACAGCCAUACAGUCAUUUAACUUCCUAACUUUUCUUGGCUUUUGGGCUGCAGUGCUACCUGAAGUAGAUGACGCACAGAUUUACCUGCAGCAACGAGGACUAAGUGUGGAUAAGUGUGCUCAGAAACUCUGCGCUUUGAAAACCCUCUUAGUGGAAAGUAGAGACCGUUUCGUGCAAGAAGCAAUUGACUUUGCUAAGACUCUCUGCGAAAAACUCGGAAUCGAACUCGAAACGAGAAGAAUUCGCAGGAAAAAACCGUACAUGGCGAUGAAUCUUCUGAAGAUGCAGCUUUGUCUCACGAACAGGAAAUCCGUCGAGAGAUUAUCGCAUCAUUCGACAAGAUCAUUCAAGAAAUGACGACUCGAUUCCAGCAAAUUCAAGAAAUAUCGGACAAGUUCAGAUUUUUGAUGCCAGCGAAACUUUUGGACAGCAAGUUCGAGUGUGAUAGUGUUGCAAGUUGUGAGAGAAGUUUUUCGAAGUUGAAGCUAAUAAAAAAUUACCUCAGAUCUACUAUGAGCUCCGCUAGAUUAUCAAACUUGGCUAUAUUGUCGAUUGAACAAGAAUUGGCUGCUAAUAUUGAUUUUGACAAAGUUAUUUCUGACUUCGCUGCUCAUAAGGCCCGUAGAAUCCGCUUGUAAAACCGCUCAUCCUAUUUUAACUUCAAUAAAAGGUACCUCAUUGCAUGUGCAAUUUAAUUUUAACUAAGCACCUAUAGAAUGGGGGCGGCAAAAUGGGUCUCCCGCCCCAGGCGCCGAGAUGGCACGCUACGCCACUGAUGUGAACUCCUUGAAAAUCUUAAUUCAGGUGGAAGCACCUACUUGGGUCAGACCUAAAACCGCCAGAAAUUUCUUACAACAUCCUAGAUUGUGUAUUAUUACAUCCUUACUCUUGCUUCAGUUUAAUGAAUAUUUCAUUACUAUCUCUAUUACUACCCUCUACACCUCGAACAAUCUUAUGGUUUGGAAAUUAAAAAUUGAAACCCCCAACUGUGUGCAAAACUUAAACACAUAUCUGCUCCUUAUUCAAACAAUGACAGCAGUCAUUUCCAUAUGAUCAAGUCAUGAACUAGUGAUUUCAAAACUUAAAAUAAAAUUUGGGGGUAAAAAAAUACAAUUUUUAUUUUAAAACUUUAAAAGAGAAUAUUACAACAGCCCUUUUAGUUAACAUCACCAAACCUACUGGACUUCCUUGCACGAGUGUGUUACAAAAACUGCUGCAUAUCAGAGAGCUGGAAGCUCCGGAAUUUAUUAAGGCUUUCUAAUUAAAUCUGAGGUAAUCUGCAGGGAAAAUAAAAUACAAAUUUCAGCAUAAAAAUAUAUACUCUUUUAAUACUUCAACACAUAUAAAAAUAUCACCUUUGGUUGCUUAAUUAUUCUCAGAUGUUCUGAAAAUGAAUGCUCUGAAGAUGUAACUCAGCAAUAAUAAAAAAAAAAAAAUACAAAAAAAAAAGCAA